UUUCUUUCUAUCACAACAGCACAAUGCACAUUCAAGUCAUAUAGGGACAGCGAGUAAUCGAGUACUGGAACUUGGGUAAAGCUGUAAAGGGGAGAGCUUUGAAAAGCUUGAAGCUUUGUGGUUAUGGAUCAUAAACUUGAUGCAGAAGUAAAAAGAUGUUACAAAAGCGAUCUUCCUCCUGCCCACUUCGUGUUCAAGAUAGAGUCUUUCUCUUUACUCUUGGAGGCCGAGGUUGAAAAAUAUGAAACUUCUGUUUUUGAAGUUGGGGGCUACAAAUGGAGCUUGAUAUUCUAUCCAAAUGGCAGCGAGAAUGCUGAUUCAGAUGACUACAUUUCCCUUUAUUUGGUAAUCAAAGAGACAGAAAAGCUUCCUGCUUGCUGGGAGGUUAAUGCCACUUUCAGAUUUUUUGUGUUUGAUCAUAUUCGAGACAAAUACUUGACCAUCGAAGGUUGUAAGGGUUCUAUAAAGCGAUUCAAUGCGGUAAAGACUGAAUGGGGAUUUGCUCAAUUUCUCUCCCUAGAGACUUUGAAGAAUGCAUCUACUGGAUACCUUGUUGGGGAUUCAUGCAUAUUUGGGGCAGAGGUCUUUGUUGUCAAAAGCAGUUGCAAAUUUGAGACUCUUUCCAUGAUUAAGUACACUAGUAACAAUCUCUUGACUUGGAAGAUUAAAGAUUUUUCGAAGUUAGACAGGGAAUAUUAUGAGUCUGAAGUGUUUGAUGUUGAAGGAUCAAAAUGGAGGUUGCAGCUUUAUCCAAAAGGUGAACUGAUUGCCAAGGAUGCAGAAGUAAAAACAAGUUACGAAAGGGAUCUUCCUCCUGCCCACUUCAUGUUCAAGAUAGAGUCUUUCUCUUUACUCUUGGAGGCAGAGCUUGAAAAAUAUGAAACUGAUGUUUUUGAAGUUGGGGGCUACAAAUGGAGCUUGAUAUUCUAUCCAAAUGGUAAUAAGAGUGCCAAUGCAGAUGACCACAUCUCCCUUUAUUUGGUAAUCAAAGAGACAGAAAAGCUUCCUGCUCGCUGGGAGGUUAAUGUCACUUUCAAAUUUUUUGUGUUUGAUCAUAUUCGAGACAAAUACUUGACCAUCGAAGGUUGUAAUGGUUCUACAAAACGAUUCCAUGCGAUAAAGACUGAAUGGGGAUUUGCUCAAUUUCUCUCCCUAGACUCUUUGAAGAAUGCAUCUACUGGAUAUCUUGUUGGGGAUUCAUGCAUAUUUGGGGCAGAGGUCUUUAUUAUCAAAACCAGUUGCAAAUUUGAGUGUCUUUCCAUGAUUAAGCACACUAGUAACAAUCUCAUGACUUGGAAGAUAGAAGGUUUUUCGAAGUUAGACAAGGAAUAUUAUGAGUCUGAAGUGUUCGAUGUUAAAGGAUCAAAAUGGAAGUUGAAGCUUUAUCCAAAAGGUGAUCGGAUUGCCAAGGGCAAAUCCCUUUCCCUCUACCUAUCGUUGAAUGAGACUGAAAGCCUUGCUCGUAGCCAGAGAUUUUUCGUCCGUUACAAAUUGCAAAUAAGGAACCAAAUUCAAGAUUCUGAUCAUGCUGAAAGGAUUGGUAAGGCUUGGUUUUGUCGCUCUGGCGUCGGUUGGGGUUUUAUGGAUUUGAUAUCCUUGCAGGAUCUUGAGAAACCUGUGAAAGGUCUCAUCAUGAAUGAUUGUUUGAUGGUUGAAGCGGAAAUUCUUUACGUAUCUGAAGUGAAGAGUUUAUCUUGAGAUUUCUAUUUGGACUGCUUUUGGUGGCUAAUGUGCUAGAUAUUAUCGAAGAAUAUGCCGUGUCUAUAAAGCGAAGGGUUUUCCUUCACAAGUAUUGGUAAAUUUGGCGGUUGUUUUUAUGGACUCACAAACAAGAGAGUGGGUCAAUUGAACCCACUGAAAUAUUUUUUUUCAUAUAGAUAUAUAGUAAUUUUGAAA
This is a messenger RNA of Tripterygium wilfordii, 1896 nucleotides long. RefSeq lists its product as uncharacterized. NCBI's taxonomy places the organism in Eukaryota, Viridiplantae, Streptophyta, Magnoliopsida, Celastrales, Celastraceae. The record is from RefSeq and is a predicted model, not a curated record. Gene Ontology annotation, molecular function: protein binding. The transcript is spliced from 10 exons. The coding region runs from base 124 to 1698 and encodes 524 amino acids.